AGUCGGGCUGCUGGAGUGCGGCGCCACCGCGGGAGUCAGCGAGCCGGCUGACGGGCGCGCUGGCGAGGGGGUGGCGGCGAGGGCGCGGCGGCUGCGGUGUGCAGGGCAGGGGUCUGCAAGGCUGCAGCCUCCUGAGGGCCAGCCUCGCCGAGACGGGAACUGGGUCUGAUCCCCGCGCACACCAAAGACGAGGCGGCUGUGGCGGCAGCGGCGGCCCCAGCCAUGCUGUGCUAUGUGACGAGGCCGGACGCGGUGCUGAUGGAGGUGGAGGUGGAGGCGAAAGCCAACGGCGAGGACUGCCUCAACCAGGUGUGCAGGCGAUUGGGAAUUAUAGAAGUUGAUUAUUUUGGACUGCAAUUUACGGGUAGCAAAGGUGAAAGUUUAUGGCUAAAUCUAAGAAAUCGGAUCUCCCAGCAGAUGGAUGGGCUAGCCCCUUACCGGCUUAAACUGAGAGUCAAGUUCUUCGUGGAGCCUCAUCUCAUUUUACAGGAACAGACUAGGCAUAUCUUUUUCUUGCACAUCAAGGAGGCCCUCCUGGCAGGCCACCUCCAGUGUUCCCCAGAGCAGGCAGUGGAACUCAGUGCUCUCUUGGCCCAGACCAAGUUUGGGGACUACAACCAGAACACGGCCAAGUACAGCUAUGAGGAACUGUGUGCCAAGGAGCUCUCCAGUGCCACCUUGAACAGCAUCGUGGCAAAGCAUAAAGAGUUGGAGGGGACCAGCCAGGCUUCGGCUGAAUACCAAGUUUUGCAGAUUGUAUCGGCGAUGGAAAACUAUGGCAUAGAGUGGCAUUCCGUGAGGGACAGCGAAGGGCAGAAACUCCUCAUUGGGGUUGGACCUGAAGGAAUCUCAAUUUGUAAAGACGACUUUAGCCCCAUUAACAGGAUCGCUUACCCUGUGGUGCAGAUGGCGACUCAGUCGGGAAAGAAUGUGUACCUGACCGUCACCAAGGAGUCUGGGAACAGCAUCGUGCUCUUGUUUAAGAUGAUCAGCACCAGGGCAGCCAGCGGGCUGUACCGAGCCAUCACCGAGACGCACGCUUUUUACAGGUGCGACACAGUGACCAGUGCCGUCAUGAUGCAGUACAGCCGAGACCUGAAGGGCCACCUGGCUUCUCUGUUUCUGAACGAAAACAUUAACCUGGGCAAGAAGUAUGUCUUCGAUAUUAAAAGAACCUCAAAGGAGGUAUAUGACCACGCCAGGAGGGCUCUGUACAACGCAGGCGUGAUGGACCUCUUACCAAGAAGCGACCACAGCCCCCCAAGUUCUCCCCUAAAGUCCUCUGAGAGCAGCAUGAACUGCAGCAGCUGCGAGGGCCUCAGCUGCCAGCAGACCCGGGCCCUCCAGGAGGAGCUGCGCAAGCUGAAGGAGGCCAUGCUCUGCAUGCUGUGCUGUGAGGGCGAGAUCAACUCGGCCUUCUGCCCCUGCGGCCACACUGUGUGCUGCGAGGGCUGCGCCACUCAGCUCCAGUCAUGUCCCGUUUGCAGGUCGCAAGUGGACCACGUCCAGCAUGUCUACCUGCCGACCCACACCAGUCUCCUGAACCUGACUGUGAUCUGACCUGCUGUGCACUUACCAGACGUGCCGUGUCUCCAUGAACUGCACUGUUAGAAACUAUAAAAAUGAUAGACUGUGGAGAGAAUAAAUACUCCACCACACAUCUGCCAUGCAACGUUUAGGGACAAAACAAAAGGAAGAAUAAUAAAAAUACGAUUACUCCUCACCGCCAACAUGUCCCACACGUAGAAUCAGCACCUCCAGGGUAACAACGAGGAAGAGCUCUGGGCCCCAAACACAUUCCUUGAACUUUGCUUCUUUUUUAUGAUCUAGCGAAGGAAUCAGGAUCAAGUGAAGGAAUGGACGUCGGUUCCGUGGCAACAUGGCCAAAGAGUGGGGACCUUUUAGAAAAUAAUGUUGUAAGUCUCCCUAACAUAUCCCGAGGUAAGUUACCUACCUGCAAGCCAAUUUUGUAAGAGUUCCCUUUAAGGAUUUACUUGGGUUUUUUAGUACGGGUCAUGGAGCGCCAGACAUUUUUAAUAGGAACAUUUUUCUUCAAAGAUAUAGUCAUUGUUUUCAUGUCAUGUCUGUUUUUCUAACUUGUUCAAGAAUAAUUGGGAGGCCAACAGUUAAAACUUUAUUCGGGGACUUUUUAAAGGUAGACAACAAGUUGUCGGAUUUAAACCAGUCUGGCUAGUAGAAAACAGAUCACCACGUGGCUGGUUUCCUAUCUCUUCUCCCUCUCCUCUUCCCCAAGCCUUUCACUUAUAAAAUGCUGCCAGGUUGGUUAGAUGAGUUCUGUGGAGUAGUCAGCACUCCUUGGGCCUCUUGAGUUGGUAGAAUAUUUUAAGGCUGGGAAGGGGGGGUGUGUGUUCCUUGGGAAGAGAGAGCAUUGCUUACUGCGACGAAGCUUUGUGGUGUACAAAUGAGGGUGGUUCGUGAGUUCUCCCAUGCACCCUGCUCCAGCCUCACCCAGUGGGGUUGCUUUUGCUUGAGCCAUCAAGCCUUUUACAGCCUUAUCAUAAAUAUCUUAGGUAUUGUAUGCUUUUUUUUUUUUUGUACUAUAUGCUUAAGUGUUAACUUUUCAUUGUCCCUCUAUACGUGUUAGAGGGGUUUCGGGGUCUUUUUGUUUCUCUCUUCCUAAUCUUGUUCUCCACUCCCACUUGGGCAUUUUGGAUGCUGGUCAGCUUGUGGGUUUUCUAGGAUGUCGGGAAACCUUGAUGAGCUUAUUGGGUGCAAUACUAGCUAAGUUAAAGCUAGAAAUCUACACUGUCACUUUACUGAGAUUUCUGAGUAUACUCUUCAUAUUGCCUUAAUGUAGCAGUAAUGUGUUUAUGCAUUUGUUUCUUUGCACAGACAUUUUGUCAAAUAUUAAAACUCUACUUUUUUAUGGCACAUAUUAGCAUAUAAGCCUUUAUUCCAAGAGGUAUUUAUUUUUUCACUUGUAAAAAAAAAAAUGUUUCCACAUAAAGAACUCUGUUAUAUCCUAAAGGACUUCUGUCUUUUAUAUUCAGGAUAAUAAAGACUUUAAAGCAAA
Phacochoerus africanus (Common warthog) is the source of this 3034-nucleotide messenger RNA. RefSeq names its product myosin regulatory light chain interacting protein (gene MYLIP). Lineage: Eukaryota; Metazoa; Chordata; Mammalia; Artiodactyla; Suidae. The record is from RefSeq and is a predicted model, not a curated record. Gene Ontology annotation, biological process: ubiquitin-dependent protein catabolic process. Gene Ontology annotation, cellular component: cytoskeleton. The coding region runs from base 223 to 1560 and encodes 445 amino acids. Gene Ontology annotation, molecular function: ubiquitin-protein transferase activity; cytoskeletal protein binding. The transcript has 7 exons.